Messenger RNA from Amaranthus tricolor (Joseph's coat), 3912 nucleotides. RefSeq names its product villin-3. Gene Ontology annotation, molecular function: actin filament binding. The record is from RefSeq and is a predicted model, not a curated record. NCBI's taxonomy places the organism in Eukaryota, Viridiplantae, Streptophyta, Magnoliopsida, Caryophyllales, Amaranthaceae. Bases 426 to 3389 code for a protein of 987 amino acids. Gene Ontology annotation, biological process: actin filament severing; cytoskeleton organization. The transcript has 23 exons.
AAAAGCCCCUUUUCAUCCAUUUAAUUACCAAAUAUACCCCUGCUUUUCUUCAACAUUCAUUCAACUCACUUCCUUUUCAUUUUCAUCAUCACUAUUUCUUUCUCUCUCUUUUCCUGCAAUCUCUACACCAAAUAAAAAUUAAUACUUUUACAAAUUAGGAAAAAAAAGGAAGCAAUUAUUCAAUCACUUUAUUUUUAGGACGUAUAUCUUCUGUCUUGCCAGCUCCAUACCCAUUUUCUCUCUCUUCUCCUGCAUUUUCCGACCUCAUUGCACCUUUUUCUUUGAUCCAUUUCUAUCUUGCUUCUUUGAGAUCCUUUAUCAAUUUACUAAGUAUUGUUGCUUGGCUUCUUUUGUUUAACAUUUUAAAGUGGAGAGAGAAAAUCUGUCUGCUGCCCUUCAUCAAUACAUCUAAUCGAUUACGCGCGAUGUCUAGCUCAACAAAGGUUUUGAACCCUGCUUUCCAAGGCGCAGGACAGAAACUAGGAACCGAGAUUUGGAGAAUUGAGAACUUCCUACCUGUUCCAUUGCCCAAGUCUGAUUAUGGAAAAUUCUACAUGGGAGAUUCUUACAUUAUCUUACAGACAAGUCCUGGUAGAGGAGGUGCGUAUUUAUAUGACAUUCACUUUUGGCUUGGAAAGGAUACUAGCCAGGAUGAAGCUGGAACAGCUGCAAUUAAAACUGUCGAACUAGAUGCAGCUCUUGGAGGGAAGGCUGUGCAACAUAGGGAACUCCAAGGUUUUGAAUCUGACAAAUUCUUGUCAUAUUUUAAACCAUGCAUCAUACCUUUAGAGGGUGGAGUGGCAUCUGGAUUUAAGACACCAGUUGAAGAUGAGUUUGAAACAAGGUUGUAUAUUUGUCAUGGGAAGCGAUCUGUUAAGAUGAAGCAGGUUCCUUUUGCUCGUUCUUCAUUAAAUCAUGAUGAUGUUUUCAUCCUGGACACUAAAGAUAAGAUCUAUCAAUUCAAUGGUGCGAACUCCAACAUACAAGAAAGGGCCAAGGCUUUGGAAGUUGUCCAGUUUCUUAAGGACCGAUACCAUGAAGGGAAGUGUAAUGUGGCCAUUGUUGAUGAUGGAAAUCUACAAGCUGAAUCUGAUUCUGGUGAAUUCUGGGUCCUCUUUGGUGGUUAUGCCCCUAUUAGCAGAAAGGUAAUUAGUGAGGAUGAAGUGAUUCCUGAAGAGACUGCAGCUAAACUUUACUGCAUCAAUGAUGGUAAAGCUCAAGCCUUAGAAGGUGAACUUUCCAAAGGGACAUUGGAAAAUAACAAAUGUUAUCUACUGGACUGUGGAAUUGAGGUAUUUCUUUGGUUUGGUCGUGUCACACAAUUGGAGUAUAGAAAGGCUGCCUGUCAAGCUGCAGAGGAUUUUCUUUCCAGCCAAAAAAGGCCAAAGACAACACGUGUCACCCGAGUAAUUCAAGGGUAUGAGACACAUUCUUUUAAGUCUCACUUUGACUCUUGGCCAACUGGCUCUGCAGCUCCUAGUACUGAAGAAGGCAAAGGAAAAGUUGCAGCUUUUCUGAAGCAGCAAGGUGUUGGCGUCAAAGGCACAAACAAAAGUGCGCCAGUUAACGAGGAUGUUCCACCCUUGCUUGAAGCCAAUGGAAAAAUAGAGGUGUGGCGAAUUAAUGGUAGUGCCAAGACCCCAGUGCCAAAGGAGGAUAUUGGCAAAUUUUACAGUGGCGAUUGCUACAUUAUUUUGUAUACUUACCACUCUGGUGAGAAGAAAGAAGACUACUACAUGUGCUGGUGGAUUGGAAAGGAUAGCAUUGAGGAUGACCGGAAAAUGGCAGCAAGAUUGGCGAACACAAUGUGUAAUUCGCUUAAAGGAAGACCUGUCCUGGGUCGCAUUUUCCAAGGGAAGGAGCCACCACAAUUUGUUGCAAUAUUCCAACCUAUGAUUUUGUUGAAGGGUGGACUGAGCUCUGGAUACAAGAAAUUCAUUGAAGAGAAAGGGUUGACUGAUGCAACUUAUUCAGCUGAAGGUGUUGCAUUAAUAGAGAUAUCAGAAACUUCCUUGCAUAACAACAAAGCCCAACAAGUUGACACGUUGGCAGCAUCGCUGAACUCCUUUAAUUGCUUUGUUCUGCAAACGAGCUCUACAAUUUUCACUUGGCAUGGCAAUCAGAGCUCUUUUGAGCAGCAAGAACUAGCUGCUAAAGUUGCUGCUUUUUUGAAGCCUGGAAGUAAUAUUAAGCAUGCUAAAGAAGGAACUGAAAAUUCAGUGUUUUGGUCUGCACUUGGUGGUAAACAACCCUACACAAGCAAAAAGUCGUCUCCAGAACUUGUCAGGGAUCCACACUUGUUUUCAUUUUCCUAUAAAAAGGGUCAGAUGCUAGUUGAAGAAAUCUACAAUUUCACACAAGAUGAUUUAUUGACUGAGGAUAUCAUGAUACUUGACACCCAUGUUGAAAUUGUCGUUUGGGUUGGUCAGUCAGUUGACCCCAAAGAAAAGCAGACAGCUUUUGACAUUGGUCAGAAAUACAUUCAGUUGGCUGGUUUAUUAGAAGGGCUGUCUCCACAGAUCCCUCUGUACAGAAUCACUGAAGGAAAUGAACCUUGCUUCUUUACAACAUACUUCUCAUGGGAGCCAGCUAAAGCAAUUGUUCAAGGGAACUCAUUUCAGAAGAAGGUCAUGAUGUUAUUUGGGGCAGGCCAUACUGCUGAGACCCCAAGCAAAUCCAAUGGUGGAGCAACACAGAGAGCUUCAGCUUUAGCAGCCUUGUCAAAUGCCUUCAGUCCCUCGUCUGGAGAAAAGUCAAGUUCUCCGAAUAGAUCAAAUGGGUCAAAUCAAGGAGGGCCAACGCAACGUGCUUCUGCUUUGGCCGCAUUGUCAACGGCUUUGAACCCAUCACCUGAAAGUAAACCUGCUGCACUCACUGCUCCUAGGCCGGUUAACACUGGUGGAUCACAGAGAGCUGCAGCAUUGGCUGCUCUAUCAUCAGCCCUUACGGCAGAAAAGACACCUGAUGCAUCUCCUGCUCGAUCAGCUAGAAGUCCUUCACCUCCUGCAGAUAGUACCCCUCAUGCUCGUAAAGAGACAGAAAGCUCACCGCCAGAGGCGACAGAAGAAUCUCAAAAUGAAGAAGCUAUUGCGGUUCAAGAAACUGUUAGUGCAGAGUCCGUACCUGAGAGUAAUGGCGAGGAAUCAGUUUCCAAAGAUGACACUGAACAACAACAGGAAACUGCUUCUGGAAAUACACAGAGCACAUUCAGCUACGAACAGUUGAGAGCUAAAUCCGAAAAUCCUGUCACAGGAAUUGAUUUCAAGCGUAGAGAGACCUAUCUAUCCGAAGAAGAAUUCAAGUCUAUUUUCAGUACGACAAAGGAAGAAUUUUACAAACUUCCUAGAUGGAAACAAGACUUGCUGAAAAAGAAGUUCGAUCUAUUUUGAAUUCAAAUUUACCGCUUCGUGAUUAUGAUUAUAUUUUCCCAACUUGAAGUUCUUCAUGUUGUCGAUCAACAUUGUGGUUCAUAUAGUAUAUUCCGCUUUGUUUUUUUUUUGUCUUCUCUAUCGCAACGUUCAGCUUGGGUUUGUUGUUCUCUGGUAAAAUUAAUAUUGAUUUUGAGAGUAGUUGGCUUGAAGAGUGAUUUUUAUAUCUCUUCAAUUAUUCCAUUUGUUUUAAAGGUGUUCUUAAGAUAAUAGAGUCUAUCAUUCUUUCUUUUUUAGUAAUCAUGUAUUCUAAGGAAAUCGAACAAAUAUUUAAUCCAUUUGUUCAAGGGUGUAUAUGUAUCGGAUUGUAGUUUUGACGAGGGGGUUUUGUUCUGUAUUUGUGUCAAUACUCAAAAAAUGUCAAUGAAAAUACGCAAUGAUGUGUGUUUUAGUACCAAUUUGAUAUGCUUUGCUGAGAUGCCGAUUGGUUGGAUACUUGGAUCUCACAAUUGUACAUCUUCAAUAUAAAACGUAUUUUUACUCC